AUGACCACCCACGUCACGCUAGAGGACGCCCUGUCCAACGUGGACUUGCUGGAGGAGCUGCCCCUGCCCGACCAGCAGCCAUGCAUCGAGCCGCCCCCUUCCUCCAUCAUGUACCAGGCUAAUUUUGACACAAACUUUGAAGACAGAAAUGCCUUUGUGACCGGCAUAGCCAGGUACAUCGAGCAGGCGACGGUGCACUCCAGCAUGAACGAAAUGCUGGAGGAAGGCCAUGAGUACGCCGUGAUGCUUUACACGUGGAGGAGCUGCUCACGAGCCAUCCCCCAGGUGAAAUGUAAUGAGCAGCCAAACCGAGUGGAGAUUUAUGAGAAGACAGUGGAAGUCCUGGAGCCAGAAGUCACCAAGCUUAUGAAGUUCAUGUAUUUUCAGCGCAAGGCAAUCGAGCGGUUCUGCAGCGAGGUGAAGCGCCUGUGCCACGCUGAGCGGAGGAAGGACUUCGUCUCUGAGGCCUAUCUCCUCACGCUGGGCAAGUUCAUUAACAUGUUCGCUGUCCUGGAUGAGCUGAAGAACAUGAAGUGCAGCGUCAAAAACGACCACUCUGCCUACAAAAGAGCUGCCCAGUUUCUGCGGAAGAUGGCAGACCCCCAGUCCAUCCAGGAGUCCCAGAACCUCUCCAUGUUCCUGGCAAACCACAACCGCAUCACGCAGUGUCUGCACCAACAACUAGAGGUCAUCCCUGGCUACGAGGAAUUGCUUGCUGAUAUUGUCAACAUCUGUGUGGAUUACUAUGAAAACAAGAUGUAUCUCACGCCCAGUGAAAAACACAUGCUUUUAAAGGUGAUGGGGUUUGGCCUGUAUCUCAUGGAUGGGAACGUCAGCAACAUUUACAAACUGGACGCCAAGAAGAGAAUCAACCUUAGCAAAAUAGACAAAUUCUUCAAGCAGCUGCAGGUGGUUCCUUUAUUCGGCGAUAUGCAGAUAGAACUGGCCAGAUACAUUAAGACCAGUGCUCACUAUGAGGAGAACAAAUCCAAGUGGACAUGCACUCAGAGCAGCAUAAGUCCCCAAUACAACAUCUGCGAGCAGAUGGUGCAGAUCCGGGACGACCACAUCCGCUUCAUCUCGGAGCUCGCCCGCUACAGCAACAGCGAGGUCGUCACCGGCUCAGGGCUGGACAGCCAGAAGUCAGAUGAAGAGUACAGGGAGCUUUUUGAUCUCGCUUUACGGGGGCUGCAGCUGCUGUCCAAAUGGAGUGCCCAUGUCAUGGAAGUGUACUCUUGGAAGCUGGUUCAUCCCACAGAUAAGUUUUGCAACAAGGAUUGCCCAGGAACAGCAGAAGAGUAUGAAAGAGCCACCCGGUACAACUACACCAGUGAAGAGAAGUUUGCCUUUGUGGAGGUAAUUGCCAUGAUCAAAGGUCUGCAAGUGUUGAUGGGCCGGAUGGAGAGUGUCUUUAACCAAGCCAUCCGCAACACCAUCUAUGCGGCCCUACAGGACUUUGCCCAGGUGACCCUGCGAGAGCCGCUCAGGCAGGCAGUCAGGAAGAAGAAGAACGUCCUGAUCAGUGUUCUGCAAGCAAUUCGGAAGACGAUUUGUGACUGGGAGGGAGGUCGAGAGCCACCAAAUGAUCCUUGCCUGAGAGGUGAGAAGGAUCCUAAAGGUGGAUUUGAUAUUAAAGUCCCACGAAGAGCAGUAGGACCAUCAAGUACGCAGCUCUACAUGGUGCGGACCAUGCUGGAGUCCCUCAUAGCAGACAAGAGUGGCUCAAAGAAGACUCUGAGGAGCAGCUUGGAUGGACCGAUAGUCUUGGCCAUUGAGGAGUUCCACAAGCAGUCCUUCUUCUUCACCCACCUUCUCAACAUCAGUGAAGCGCUGCAGCAGUGCUGCGACCUGUCCCAGCUGUGGUUCCGGGAGUUCUUCCUGGAGCUGACCAUGGGCCGCCGCAUCCAGUUCCCCAUCGAAAUGUCCAUGCCUUGGAUUCUCACGGACCAUAUUCUGGAAACCAAAGAGCCCUCCAUGAUGGAGUAUGUACUGUACCCCUUGGACCUCUAUAAUGACAGCGCAUACUAUGCCUUGACCAAGUUCAAAAAGCAGUUCCUGUAUGAUGAAAUUGAAGCUGAAGUGAAUUUGUGCUUUGAUCAAUUUGUGUACAAGCUGGCAGAUCAGAUCUUUGCCUAUUAUAAAGCAAUGGCUGGCAGUGUUUUAUUGGACAAACGUUUCCGGGCCGAGUGUAAGAAUUACGGGGUGAUCAUUCCAUACCCACCAUCCAACCGCUACGAGACACUGCUCAAGCAGAGGCACGUCCAGUUGCUGGGUAGGUCAAUCGACCUGAACAGGCUCAUAACCCAGCGUAUCUCAGCAGCGAUGUACAAAUCAUUAGACCAGGCCAUUAGCCGCUUCGAGAGUGAGGACCUGACAUCCAUAGUGGAGCUGGAGUGGCUGUUGGAAAUAAAUCGCCUGACUCACAGGUUGCUGUGCAAGCACAUGACUUUGGACAGCUUUGAUGCCAUGUUCCGGGAGGCCAACCACAACGUCUCCGCACCCUACGGGCGCAUCACCCUGCAUGUCUUCUGGGAGCUCAACUUUGACUUUCUACCCAACUACUGCUACAAUGGAUCUACCAACAGGUUUGUGAGGACGGCAAUCCCCUUCACACAGGAACCCCAGCGGGACAAACCAGCCAACGUUCAACCCUAUUACCUCUAUGGAUCCAAGCCUCUCAACAUUGCCUACAGUCACAUCUACAGCUCCUACCGCAAUUUCGUGGGGCCGCCUCAUUUCAAGACGAUCUGCAGGCUUCUUGGCUAUCAAGGGAUCGCGGUGGUCAUGGAGGAGCUGUUGAAGAUCGUCAAGAGCCUGCUGCAAGGCACCAUCCUGCAGUACGUGAAGACUCUGAUAGAAGUAAUGCCCAAGAUAUGCCGCUUGCCAAGACACGAAUACGGCUCUCCAGGAAUCCUGGAGUUUUUCCACCACCAGCUGAAGGACAUCAUUGAGUACGCAGAGCUGAAGACUGAUGUGUUCCAGAGCCUCAGAGAAGUGGGCAAUGCCAUUCUCUUCUGCCUCCUUAUUGAGCAGGCUUUGUCCCAGGAAGAAGUUUGUGAUUUGCUGCAUGCUGCUCCCUUCCAAAAUAUUUUGCCCAGGGUCUACAUCAAAGAAGGAGAACGCUUGGAGGUGCGCAUGAAGCGUCUCGAAGCCAAGUAUGCCCCACUUCACCUGGUUCCCUUAAUAGAGAGGCUGGGCACUCCGCAGCAAAUAGCUAUCGCCCGGGAAGGUGACUUGCUGACCAAGGAGCGGCUGUGCUGCGGGUUGUCCAUGUUCGAGGUGAUCCUGACGCGAAUUAGGAGCUACCUGCAGGACCCGAUCUGGCGCGGACCCCCCCCGACAAACGGGGUCAUGCACGUGGACGAAUGCGUGGAGUUUCACCGCCUCUGGAGCGCGAUGCAGUUUGUGUACUGCAUCCCCGUGGGCACGAAUGAGUUCACUGCAGAGCAGUGCUUUGGAGAUGGUCUGAACUGGGCAGGUUGCUCUAUCAUUGUUCUCCUUGGACAACAACGGCGCUUUGACCUCUUUGACUUCUGCUACCACCUGCUGAAGGUGCAGAGGCAGGAUGGGAAGGAUGAAAUCAUAAAAAACGUGCCCUUGAAAAAGAUGGCCGACAGGAUCAGGAAGUAUCAGAUCCUGAACAAUGAGAUUUUUGCCAUCCUGAACAAGUACAUGAAGUCAGUGGAGACAGACAGUUCCACGGUGGAGCACGUGCGCUGCUUCCAGCCCCCCAUCCACCAGUCGCUGGCCACCACCUGCUAG
Cygnus atratus (black swan) is the source of this 3762-nucleotide messenger RNA. RefSeq names its product cytoplasmic FMR1 interacting protein 2 (gene CYFIP2). NCBI's taxonomy places the organism in Eukaryota, Metazoa, Chordata, Aves, Anseriformes, Anatidae. The transcript is spliced from 30 exons. Gene Ontology annotation, cellular component: synapse; neuron projection. Gene Ontology annotation, molecular function: small GTPase binding. Gene Ontology annotation, biological process: axon guidance; regulation of actin filament polymerization; cell morphogenesis. Bases 1 to 3762 code for a protein of 1253 amino acids. The record is from RefSeq and is a predicted model, not a curated record.